AUGCAAAAACACUGUAUUGCACUUGAAUAUCAUAGAGAUAAUUAUACCAAACCAAAUCAUACUAAAGCUCAAGCUUAUUUGAACUGGUUGUUUAAUAAGCGUUUGGUCACCUGCAAAGACAUUCUUUGCCAAAAUGGCGGCACUUGUCAAGACAUUCACGUAUCGACGAGCAGCUAUAAAGCUUACAAGUGCAUUUGCCCAUGGUUUGUUACAGGAUAUGAAUGUGAAACCUUGCUUCCCGCUCAUCAGUUUUGUAAUAACUCCAUUUACUGGAUAAAUAAAGACACGCCUCGUUACGAAGAUGCAGUAGCGUCUUGUGAGAACAAAAACGCAACUGUAGCUUUGGUGACGAAGAAUGAGACCCAUCAAUGCCUCAAAUCGUUGUUGACUGAAAAGUUUACGGACACAGAAUCUUACUUUGGUUUCUACAUCAGCAACAGAAGCCCUUCUAAAUGGAUCAGCGAGUUGGUGCCUUGGGCUGCUUCACAACCAAGUAACAACGACGAAUGUAUUGUGAUGUGGGUUAGUAACAAUCUAGAUUGGGACGACACUUCCUGCACUUACACUGAAUUGAAAAAGGGGGUAAUCUGUGAAAUUCAUGUCUGAAAGUCAAGCAAAACGACGCAUUUAAAAUAUUCAUUAUUACAGGAAACAAUUGCACCAGUAACAAUAUAUAUACA
Molecule: messenger RNA, 680 nt
Organism: Limulus polyphemus (Atlantic horseshoe crab)
Lineage: Eukaryota; Metazoa; Arthropoda; Merostomata; Xiphosura; Limulidae
Product: perlucin-like protein
Exons: 3
Coding region: 1-606 (201 amino acids)
Source: RefSeq, a predicted model, not a curated record